This is a messenger RNA of Podarcis lilfordi (Lilford's wall lizard), 8880 nucleotides long. Lineage: Eukaryota; Metazoa; Chordata; Lepidosauria; Squamata; Lacertidae. The record is from the annotation of a GenBank genome assembly.
GAACCAUUGCGACACCUAGCAAGAUGGCGGCCUCCAUGGUUGUUGGCUCCCGCAGGGUUUGGGACGGCUGCUGCCGCGGGCAAAGGGUGCUUCGCCUCCUUCGGGGCCUGUGCAGCGGGGGACAGCGCCCGGCCACCGACGGAGAGACGCAUUUCGGGUUCCAGACCGUGUCUGAGUCGGAGAAAAGCGAGAAGGGUGAGCUAGGCGGAAGGGAGUAGCCAGGCCUCGGCUGAGCGGAGGCGGACGGUUAAUUUAUUUGUUUUGUUUAAAAUUGUCAAUCGGUUUUGGGGCUUUUUUUUACAAAAGAAACUCAAAGCGACUUACAACAGUAAAUAAAUAACACAUACAUUAAAGAUAGUGUGAAACUACAAUAGAAUAAAUAUCCUUUUGUUUUUAUUUAUUAUAGCAUUUAUACUACACUAAAAUCAGUGGGCCUACUCUGAGUAAAAUAUAGUUGUGGAUACAACCCUGUGAGAGGUCCAAGGGUCACCCAGUGCUGAAUGGGGAUUUGAGCUCUGGUAUUCCAGGCCCUAGUUUAACACUAUAACUAUUAACACCAUGAUUUUAUUUUGCCCUUUAUCACAUUUGUGACCCUGGGAGGAUUAGAAGAACAAAUGCAUAAAAAAAAUAAAGUUACCUGAAGAUUCAGUGACAUACAACAAAACGUAUAAAAUUAAUCGGGAUUUAACAUAAACUGAAUAUGCAGUGAUGCAACAGAGUCUUGUGGCAAACUGAAGACUAACAAAUUGGUUUUACACCAUGCAGGAACUGAGUUUUCCAGGAGGAUAGCCAGUGAUGGCUCCAGUUGACAGGAGGGAGGGGAUGCUGUAGUUUGAGUGUCAACACAGAAAAAGUCUUGUCCUAGAUCAUCACACAGUGUACCUCACCUGUAAGUGGGUCCAUGAGAAGGGCACAGGCAGACUUAUAUUGGGAGAGGUGCUCUUUCAAAGAUCCAGGUCUCAAGUCAUUUAGGACUUUAUAUGUUAAAGUCAACACCUUAAAUUAGGGCAGGAAAGGUAACUGGGGAAAGCUUUCAGAAAUUGUGUGAGCCUACUUGAGCGUUUUCACAGUAGCAUUUGGAAGCAACCACAGUUUCCAGCCCAUUUUCAAGGGCAGCCCCAUAUAGAUAAUGUAUAACAGAGCAGUGACAGGAAUCUUUCUAGAAGAGAAAACGGCAUCUACCAGAGCAGAUACUCUACCAUUGAGCUACAGCCCUUCCCUGAAAGAAAAAAAAAAAGUAUCUUGCAGUAUGUGGCAAUGCAAUCAACACAUUAUUUGAUCAUGAUCAGUGAUGCAGCUAUCUUUUUCAGUUUACCAAGUUUUUGAAAAUGUGGCUAAGAAGUAUGAUUUAAUGAAUGAUUCAAUGAGUCUGGGAAUCCAUCGUCUUUGGAAGGACAACCUGCUGCAUCAAAUGAACCCAUACCCUGGAAGCCAGUUGCUUGAUGUUGCUGGAGGGACAGGUGAGACCCAUGUUGUUCAUAGGCAUCUUUUAAGGAGCUUUAGCUCCACGUUUGAGACCGUGUGUAUAGUACUGUUUGAGACAAUGUGUAAAGUCAUUUAUUUUUUAGGAACUUAAGAAGCUGCCUUAUACAGAGAGAGCCUUGGUCCACCUAGCUCAGAUUUGUCAACCCUGACUGGUAGCAGCCUCUGGGAAGUGAGCAAUCCCCAACAAUCUGUAUUGUGAAGAGAUUAAUGUUAUUCAACUUGUUGCUCUGGAGUUGGGGGUGAGCAAUGAAUUAGGAUUAUGGGAAGCUGCCUUUUGCUGGGUCAGACCACUAGUCAAAACUGCCUGUGCUGACCAACAGCAAUUGCUCUCCAGGGUUUCAAGUAUCGUCUCUCCUAGCCCUACCAGGAGAUGUCAGGGAUUGAAACUGGAACUGUCUGCAUUAAAAAGAGAUGCUCUAUCACUGAGCUACAACCCUUCCUGUUCACUUUUUAGUUUUUCAGGUUAUUUGUUUUUGUGUUUUGUUAAGCUUAUUUGGUGGUUUCUAAAUUGUAUUUAUAUGUUGUGUGCAAAUCAGGGUUAUUCUAGCCUUCCAAAACCUGCUGGCCUCCAGAUUUCGUUGGACUACAACACCUAUUAGCCCUAGCCAGCAUGACCAAUGGUCAAGGAUGACAGUAGCAGUGGUCCAAAUCACUUGAAGAGCACCAGGUUGGGAAAGCUGGUUUAUUCACACUUCUGUAUACAUUCCUGGGAGCUUCUGAUGAAGGAGUGUUAAUGACUCAAACAAGUAAUUAACAGUAGUACAAUCCUCUGCAGAUCUAUUUGGCACCAAGUGACACAAUCUCAAAGGGAAUGACCCCCGGGAAAGUGGGUGGAUGUGGUGCUUUUUUAUUAUUUAGAAUACUUUCCGUCAAGUGGUUCUCAACUUGGUUUUGCACAAGGUUGCAAUAAUACAAGAUACUGAACACACACAUGCUUUACCCUGCAACAUUUAGUCCUCUGGUUGUUUGGGAAAGGGCCUUGACUCAGUGCUCAAGCAUCUUCUUUGCAUUCAAAAGGUUCCAGGUAGGACUGGGAGAGACUCCCUGCUUGAAACUCUGGAGAGCCAUUGCCAGAACAGUGUAGGGAGCAUUGAACUAGAUGGGCCAAUGGGCUGAUUCAGCAUAAGGCAGCUUCCGAUGCACAAUCUUUCCUGAGUGCUGCUGAAAUUGGACUGUGCUUCCCUCUGGACAGUCUCAGGACAGUUGGCAUUUGGAGCUGAAUGUUCUCCCUAGGUUGAAUAAAUGAAUGCAGCUUGAGAAUGAAUGACUACAUUUUGAAUAAACAUUCACAAUUUUUUUACUGAUAAUAAUUAGCUAAAUAGUUUGAAGAUCUACACAACUCUGUAAGAUGCAGAAAAUAGUGUUAUUGGAGAAACCAAAGACUGGAACUGAGGGAAGUCGGGGGGUGGGGUGGGAGGAUGGGUUCUGUGGGGGGGGGGGAGGAAAAAAUGGGGGGGGGAAUAAGGAUAUAUUUUUGGAAAAUAUGUUUUGUUAUAACUUUGAAUAAAUAUUUUUUUAAAAAAAGAGAGAAUGAAUGACUGCAGAAACUCCUAGUGUAGUACGUUAGUGCCCUUACAAUACUUAAGCAUUGAAUUCUAGGGAAGAAUCCCACAUUAUGAGUCUUCCUUUCAAAACUAAUGCAGGAGACAUCGCCUUUCGGUUUAUCAAUUACGUUCGUUCCCAGCGGGAGCGACGAAUCCAGCAGCAGCUGAGAUCCCAUCAGAAUUUAUCGUGGCAGGAGAUUACCAAGCUUUACCAUGAAGAGGAUCAUCAAUCCCUGGGAGGAUCCCAUGUUGUGGUUUGUGACAUUAACAAGGAGAUGCUGAAGGUUGGGAAGAAGAAAUCACAACGCCUUGGUUAUUCUAAAGGUAAUAGACUGGCACUUCAGCAAAGGGAUGGAAAUCGUGUAUGGAUAGCCUAGUUCAACAUCUAAGCCCCACCCUUUUGACUAGAAAAAAGUUUAACUUACAUUACUCAGAUUACCCCUUUACUUGUACAGUAUAUGUCAACCUGGAACACUUCAGUUACGUUGGACUACAAUUCCCAUCAGCCACAGCCAGUGAAGGCUGCUCUUAAGCAUCCUGCCUAUAAGCACUCAGCAUACUGAAUGAUGUCUGUCUAUAAUUAGCAACAAUUAGUUAUUCUUUGAAGGCAUGGAGAAGAGGUGAGUGACUGGUGACAUGAUAGUAUUUAAAAUUAUGCAUGGCAUAAAGAAAGUGGAUUGAGAAAUAGUUUUCUCCCUCACAUUUAGUUGAGAUUCCUGCAUUGCAGGGAGUAGAUGACCCUUGGGGUCGCUUCCAAAUCUAUGAUUUUAUUACUAGAACUUAACAGGCACCCAAUGAAGCUAUAUAUUGGAAGAUUCAGGGCAGAUAAAGGACUUAUUCACACAGCAUCUAGUUAAACUGUGCAACUCACUCCUACAGGAGGCAGUGAUAGCCACCUACCAGAUGGCUUUGAAAAAAGAAUUAGAUAAAUUCAUGGAGGAGAAACUAGCCAUGAAGGCUGUGCUCAGCUCUGCGGUUGAAGGCAGCAAUGCUUCUGAGUACCAGUUCCUGGAAACCACAAAAGGGGAGAGUGCUUCUGUGCUUGAAUCCUGCUUGCUGGUUUUCCACAGGCAUCUGGUUGACCAGAUCCAGCAGGCUUUUCAUAUGUUCAUAUGGAAUACUACAGCUACAGCAGUGUCUUUUUAAGCUUUACUCCAUACACGUGUGCCAUCUUGUGCUGGUUUGCUUUAAGUUGACUUUUGCCUGUAAAUGAGGGUAGAUACUCUCCUAGAAGUCUGGUUUCCUUUGAUGAUACAGCCUUCCAGAAAGUUGCUUAGGGUGUGCCGCUGAGCAGUUUCCCUUUACAUUCUUUCAAAGGAUUAUCCUGGGUGCUUGGAGAUGCUGAAGAGUUGCCCUUCAACAAUGACAGUUUUGACAUAUACACAAUUGCCUUUGGUAUUCGGAAUGUCACUCAUAUAGACCAGGUGAGCAUUGGUCAGAUCUUGCUGGAUUUUACUCUUUGAAGAACACAACAGCUUGCUCUGCUGGAUCAGAGCAAGGUCCAUGUAGUCCAUGGGUAGGCAAACUAAGGCCCGGGAGCUGGAUCCAGCCCAAUCACCUUCUAAAUCCUGUCCGCGGAUGGUCCGGGAAUCAGCGUGUUUUUACAUGAGUAGAAUGUGUCCUUUUAUUUAAAAUGUAUCUCUGGGUUGUGGGGCCUGCCUGGUGUGUUUUUACAUGAGUAGAAUGUGUGCUUUUAUUUAAAAUGCAUCUCUGGGUUAUUUGUGGGGCAUAGGAAUUUGUUCAUUCCCCCUCCAAAAAAAAGUCCCCCCCCCCCCAGGUCUGAUGGACAGUGGACUGGCCCCCUGCUGAAAAAGUUUGCUGACCCCUGUGUAGUCAACCAUUCUGUUUCCAAUGCUAGCUAGUCAUUUGCCUCUGGGAGAGAAGGGUAUGGGUUUCCUGUGUUUAUUAUUAUUGAGAGGGGUAACAGCACAAGAGCCCUACUGGAUCAGACAAUCUAGCCUACUAUCCUGGCCUCAUAGUGUCCAACCACAUACCUAUGGGAAUUUGGCAAACAGAACUUGAGCACAACAGCACAUAUGCUCUCCAGCAACUGGUAUUGAGAGGCAUACUCUCUCUAAUGCUGGAAGUAGUACAUGCUCAUUAUCUGCCCAUGUAUUUGCUUAGUCAGCUUCUAAAAUCAUCCUAGCCGUUAUUCAUUGAGCUUCUUUACUUGAGGACUUGGGAUUUAAGAGACUGAGUCAAUAUAAUGCUGAGAUUAUGAUCAGCUUCAGGAGGGAAAAAAAAGGCAAAAGGAGAGAGUAGUCUGCCCUGGGUCUCCUUGUCCUGUUACCAAACUUGCACAGGUGCCUAACUUGCUCGGUACCUUGAUGCUUUGUCCGGUGGGGCUCCCCCCUCCCUUUCUCAUAGAUUGAGCUUCCACCAUAGCUUACCCUAUUUUUACAUUCCCGGCUAGCUUCUUCCAGCUGCUACCUGGAGAAUCUAUUUAACUAUUCAUUUCUCUUGAUUUUAUUUCUCUUGCUGCAAAAAUAAAGCUUUUAGGUGGACAUCAUUAAAUUGAGAGGGAAGGCAGUGGAGGCCUGGAAAACAGGGACUGGCAAAAGGAAUAGCAGCCUAGGAUUCAGCUGCUUGCUUCUCACACAGCAGCUUGCUUCUCACUUGCUCAAAACUGGCAGUCACUGUCUCUAAAGGCAGCUGGUAUAUAUUGAGAGUUUGCAACGGUUCUUAAAUUGUAUUUAGUGUGUUUAUUAACAUGAACACAACUUGCCUUGCCAAAUCCAUGUUCUGGAUCUCAGAAUAGCACUGUGUGAAGCAUCAUAAAUAUACUUAAUGUCUUCUUCAUUCCACCGUUUUUUUCCAGGCUCUUCAGGAGGCUUAUCGAGUCCUGAAACCAGGAGGGAGAUUCCUCUGCCUAGAAUUCAGUCAUGUCAACAACUCCUUCAUUUCCAGGUUGGGUUAGAGAUUCUCUCUCUUUUUCAUCCCCUUAAGCAAAUGUUGUCUACCUCCAGAUGUUUUGAAUUACAACUCCCAUCAUCCCCAGUUGGGACAUAGGAUUCUGGAGCUUGCAGGAUGGCUAUGCAGGCAGGGGCUGAUGGGACUUAGGAUUGGCAGAUGAAGGGCCCCCCAGCCCCCAUCUUCCUCUUAUCAUAGCACUGGAGAAUACAGUUACUGUCAUUUCUCCUGUGCACUCUCCAUUGCAGCACUGGGCUGGGAAGAGAUGUUUAAACCACCUUAGUGCACUGUAACGGGAAUGAGUAUAGUGUGUGUUUGGUGGCAUGUGGCCCUUGAAGGGCUGGCCAGCCUUGAAGUACCACUCUGUUCUGCCUUGGUCAGACCCCGCCUGGAGUAUUUUGUACAGUUCUGGGCAGCAGAGUUUAAAAUGGAUAUUGACGAGUUGGAAGAUGUGCAGAAGGCAACCAGUAAGAUAAAGGGUCUGGAAACCAAGCCUUGUGGGGAAGGUUUGAGGGAGCUGGGUAUGUUUAGCCUGGAGAAGAUUGAGAGGCGUUAUGAUAGCCAUCUUCAAAUAUAUAAAGGGUUGUCACAUGGAAGAUGGAACAAGCUUGCUUUAUGCUGCUUCGGAGGGCAGGACUCAAAUGUUUCAAAUGGCAAGAAAGGAGAUUGAUCUGUUUUAUCUGUAUUAACCUACUGGUGUUUUUCCUCCCUUUGCAGUCUGUAUGAUCUGUAUAGCUUCCAGGUUAUCCCUGUGCUGGGCGAGGUUAUUGCUGGUGACUGGAAAUCCUACCAGUAUCUCGUAGAAAGCAUCAGGCGCUUUCCGUCCCAGGUAAAAAAAAAAAAUCCUUUUAAGUCUAUAAACAUUGAGGUUGCAAUUGUACUUCCUAGGAUUGUACACAGCAAGUGUCCCAGGUGAGGUGCACUGUGAAAUGUUCGGGAAUCCUGCAGUUUCAUCACUUAUUGACAGUAUCACCAUUGUUGCAUUUCAGGUAGAAUUCAAGGAGAUGAUUGAAGAUGCAGGCUUUCUGAAGGUGGACUAUCAGAACCUGGGUUCAGGCAUUGUGGCUAUUCACUCCGGCUUCAAGUUAUGACUUUCAUCUUACAGCGCACAGGUUUUAAAAUGAAAGGGUGGACUGAACUCUGAUGGCCAAAUUCAAAUGGUUAUGGCCUUGCAACACACUCGGCAUCACGCCAUCAAAGCACACUAAUCCCUUGGGGAAUUAAAUUUCAGUUAUCAGUCAGCUGCUGUAGUCAUGUGACAGCUGGGUAAGCAUCUGCCUCAUCUUGCUAGGGAACAACACGUGAACCACUGGAAGAUGGGACUUUUAUUUCAGUGAGAAUUUUUUAAAAAUCUGAUGGGUUUAGGCAGUUCUGUUCAUGAGGGCAGCUGCAUUUUAAGACUCAAGUAAUUUCCUAUUUCAAUCAUGUCAGCCACCUUUUGUGUAGCCAUGUGUGGCACCAACUAGCUUUAAAAACAAAGAGGUCUGCACUUACUGGGUAAAAGUCACUGAAGCUCCAGAUUAAAAGUCACUGAAGCUCCAGAUUUCUUGCUGUAUUUAUUAAAAAUAUAUAUUUUCAAAUUUCUUUUGUUUCAUUGAAAUAAGACUUGUAAUUUGUUUGAACCUCAAAAUGGAUGUAGCCUCUGUGUAGAGGACACAUACUCUAUAAUUACCAAGAUGGGAGGUCCUCAUCUAUAAAGGCUAUUAUUUAUUGAAUUUAUAUACUGCCCUAUACCCAGGUCUAUGGCAACACACACAUAAUCCUCAUCUCCUGCUGUAAUGUAAGCAUGUAUAACUACAGUAACUACCAUGUUAUUUCUUCUCUUAAAAAACUCUACCAUGAGGUUAAGGAGCUGCCCCCCCCAUCCUUUAAAUAGUAGCAUCAUGUAUGUGGUACUGCAUGAUUACAAUAGAUUCAAGUGUGAAGAGUUACAUAAAUGUUCCCGUAUGUGAAGAAAGCUUGGGCACUGCCAUUCUUGGUGUAGUGCUGCAUCUCCUGAACCCAAGCCCCUGGAUUCUGUUGAGUGGCAGUAAGUCUUCAUGGACUGCCUGCCCUCCAUCAUCACUUUUGGCAGGAUUGAAUAUCUACAUUAGAAAGAGGAGUAACUAGCACAGAGGAGCAAGCAUUUGCACAAACUACAUACAGUAUUUAAAGUUUGAUGGAGGUGCAUAUUGGGUCUCUGUACUUACACCUACAGUGAAAGCUGGAUAGCUCAGUUGGUUAGAGCAUGGUGCUGAUAAAACCAAGGCUGCAGGUUCGAUCCCCAUACAGGACAGCUGCAUAUUCCUGCAUUGCAAGAGUUGGACUAGAUGAUUCUCCGUGUCCCUUCUAACUCUGCAGUUAAAUGAUUUUCUGGGCUGGCCUUUACUUCAACACCAGAAGAUGCAAAUAAUUUUCCAGUCUGGAUGCUAUUGACCUCCCAUCUACCCCCCCUGAAAAGAACAGGCGAUGAGCUUGCAUGACUACCACCAAGUGAUAUAUUUGCAAUGAAAAGUAGUAGCAUCCACUGCAAAAAAUAAAAAUAAAAAAAAUCUUAACUACCAAAGAGCUACCAACUUUUUACAAAUUAAUGUUGCAUUCUCUAAAGUUGCAAAUAUUUUCAAUGGAAAAGUAGAGCAUGCACUCCAGUGUACAAAACAACAGGUCUUCGUAAAAUGCUUGAUUUGGAUUGUGGGGAAAGGAGAUCUGACAUGUCAGUGAAACAAGCAGGAGUUACACAUCCUGCUAAGCUAGGUGAUAAUUCUUUUUCCAAGCAGUGGUAUGUUUUAUUCCUUGGGCUUUAGACAGGCAUUCUAGCACUGUUCCUUACAUCAAGAUGCCCUGCCAUAAGUACUAUGAUGCCAAAAAAACAGUGCAAGUAUGCUACUGGGAACAAGUAUUGUAAAUGCUUUUGAUUACAUUGUUAGAAUGUUAUGUAUUAAAAUAUUCCAUAUUGGAAUUU